AUGUGGAGGGACCACUGGAAUAUCUGAGACAAAAUAGCCUCGCUGUAGAAACAAAACUACAGUUCCCAGGAGCCCCCGCGGCGCUGCGGGGCGGAAGCCGGAAGUGAUGCGUGCCUGCCAGGACCAGGGUUCAACGGGUGGCGGCGGCGGAGGAGGAGUAGUAGUAGUAGCAGCAGCAGGCGGCGGGGGCAGUGUGCAUGUGGCUGUAGAGGGCUAAAGGCGAAGGCUGGGCAGGAUGGCGGCGGCGGAGGAAGAGGAGGAGAAAGCCAUCCUGGCUGUGAUCCACCGGUACCUGCUCCAGGUCGGAUACUCCCGGGCGGCCAAGAUGCUGCUGGAGGAGAGCGGGCAGAAGACCUUCCCAUCAUUUUCUGUUCCUCUCCAGGAGAUAUUUGCUUACUGGAAUAACAGAUCACAACCCAAGAAACGAAAAGCAGCUGAUAGGAAGAGAAAGACUCCAGCAAAGAUCAGAGUCCCUGACCCCAAGAGCAGCUCAGAGAGCUCAGAGGAGGAAGACGUGACGAAUGCCCCAAAAGCUAACGUGCCUGCGAAUAACAGCUCUGUGGUUAAUGCAGAGAGUAGCAGUGAUGACGAAGAUUCAUCCUCUGAAGAGGAAGCAGUUGCUGAGAAGAUGGUGAAAACAUCUGUAACAAGAAGUAAACCAAGUGAUUUCCUGCAGCUUGCUGCUCAAAAAACAAAUUCCUUCCCAGGUAAAGGAGUUGCUGUAGCUUCUGUCCAGGCAAAAGGACAACAAAAUAAAGCAUCUGUGAAUAAGCUGCUCUCUCCAGCUGUGGCAAAAAUGGGACAGAAUGAAGACCUUCCUGGUAAACUGGGGCCUGUUUCUCAAUCUCCUGUUGUACAAGGAUGGAACGUGGCACAUGUGACUGCUACAAAGACAGGUGGGGCCUCCAAAAGCAGCAGCAGUAGCAGCAGCAGCUCAUCUGAGAGUGAGGAAGAAAAGACACUCAAAGUAGUAAAAACGCCACCUCCCCCUAAGCCAGCUCAGAAGGAGUCGGAGAGCAGCAAUGAGGACUCAAGUGAUGAUUCUGACUCUGAAGAUGGAGGAGCAACAGCAGCAGCGGCGGCAAAAGCAGCAACCAUCCAGCUGAAACCAGGUGUGCAGAGUACACAGGUGAAAACCACAUUGGCCAAAAGCUUACCAGCUUCUGCUAUAAAUUCCAAAGGAAGUUCAAUAAAAGUAUCUCCAGCCAAGAUACCAGCAAACCAGAUCAGAUCAGAAACUGAGAAUGCAGCUAAAAGCACAGAGCCAACAGAGAGUUCAGAGACUAGCAACUCAUCAGACAGUGAGGAUGCAGAGCCCAGCUCAGUUGCACAGACAAAAUCACCUAGAAAAAUACCUCAGGCAGCCACAGCAGUGGUGAAAAAUGAAGCAGCAAGUAAACCAUCAAGCAAGACAGUCUCUGUUUCAAGUCCAUUGAAACAAACUCCAAAACCAUCACUGACAAAAUCGCCAAUCCCAUCAAAGAAAGCAGAGAGCUCAGAAAGCAACGAGUCAUCAUCUGAGAGUGAGGAUGAAACUCACCCAGUUCCAGUGAGCCAGAAGGGAUUGCAAACUCCUCAGCAUUCUGCUGGAGCCAAACAAAAUCAUGCUGAUAAACCAGGAAAUUUGGUGAAAGCUGCAUCAAGUAUUUUGAAAGGGAAAGAAGCAGAGAGUGAGAGCAGCAGCUCAUCUGACAGUGAAGAUGAAACAGUUCCAGCUGCUCUCAAAUCACCACCUCCUUCGGCAACCAAGGCAAAUACUCCAGCUCAGCCUUCAGGUGCCACAAAGUCCCUGCCUCUACAAGUAUCACUCCAGAAAGCCCAGCAGAGCGAAGACAGUAGCCAGGAUUCCAGUGAUGAGACUGAUUCUGAAGAAGACACAGUACUCACUCAGAAACCAUCUCGGAUGGCACAGAAGCCUGUUCCUGUUCCCAUGAAAGCCACAACUGCAAAGAGUGCAGGUGUCACACCAGGCAAGGCAGGCAGUGCUCUGUCAGCAAGAAAGGGGACAGCAAACGCCACAAAGUCAGCUGCUGCCUCUCUUCAGAAAGCUUCAGAUAUUUCAGAGACAGACAGCUCUGAAUCUUCAAACAGUGAAGCAGCUGCAAAGCCAGUGAAACAGCCCCCUAUUCAUCCUUUUUUUAAGCAGGUGGCAGGUAAAGCUGCCAGUGCUUCUGCAAAGGGUGCACAAGUCAAUUCUGGUACAUCAGAGUCAGUUUCCAGCAAGUGCCAAAGUCCUGCCACAGUGAUAACAGGGAAAGUGGAGCAGAAUUCCUCCAAAAAGGCCAAACCAAGCCAGGACCAGACUCUGCCAUCUAAACCUUCUGGACCUCUCAAAGGCAAAGAGAGUUCAGGAAGCAGCAGUUCCUCACAUAGUGAGGAGGAAGAGGCAGUGACAGCAUCAGCAACAGUCAAACAGAUUCCACAGCCUGCAGGUCUAGCACAGAAGGGAGGAGUGAUACAAGAAGUGGAGAGCUCAUCUGAAGAGUCCAGUGAUGAAGACCAGGAAGAGCCUUCACAGUCCGUCUUGGGAAGUCCUUCAGGCCCUUUCAAAACCCCAACAUCUACUGUGCUGAAGACUACUUCUCCCGUGCUGUCAAAACAGACACCUGGUAAAGCUGGCAAUCUUGCCCUCAGUGCCCUCACAAAGUCUUCUGGGAAAUCAGCCAAUGCUGACAGCUCAUCAAGUGACAGCAGUGACUCAGACACAGAUGCUGAAGAAACAAUUGCUCAAAAGGCAGAGAUUACCUCCUUGCCAGCAUCCGGGAAGCAAGCAGUUGUGGCCAAAGAAGCUACAUGUAAGGGAACUGUGGCAGGGGGAAAAAGAUCGGGAAGGGAUGGCUCCAAAGCAUCCACAGCCAAGAAGACUACAGCAAAGACUCAGAGCAACGGGAAGGCAAAAGGAACUCCAGCAGCUAACUUUCCACUCACUCUUUUGCCCAAAGUCCACCCGGUAGAAAUAGACUGUAAGAGCAAUGAGGGGGCUGUGGCUCAGGUUCCUGGCACAGGUGGGGCCACCUCCAUUGUGGCCAUGAAGACUCCAAAAGCAACAAAGAUGUCUAAGAGUGGGGAGAAAAAGAAACCGUCCAAGAAACGCAAACUGGCAGCUGGGGGAACCGUCCUGGGGGAACCAAAAGAGAAGAAGCAUAAAGAACAGAGCAUCCUGGACAUGCUGACGAAGAAGAAAAAGAAGAAGAAAUCCAAGUCUUCCAAUGUUACCAAGCCACCAAAGAACAAAGACAGCAAAGAGAAGAAAUCUGACAAGAAGAAAAAGAAGAAUAAAAAAUUGGAAUCUCUUAGUGAAGAUGGUUCACAGAAGAAAAAGAAGAAAAAAAAGAAAACAGGUGACCUUGAGACAGCUGCAUGAACAAUGACUGUACAACACAUGGAAAUUACUGGGAACGCUCAGCAGAAAGGAACUACUUGUUUAUAUUUUUUUAAACAAAGAAGACCUGGCUGUCAAAAGUUUGAAUUUAAAUCUUAAUUUAUAACUAUUUUUAACAGUGAAUUUUAGAGCUAAUAGCUACUUCCCAUUGACCUGGACAUGGGCCUUGGAGAGGGAAGGUACACUUGAUUGCAUUUCCAAGGGAGAACAUUCAGAUAAUGUUCCUAUAGAAAUGAAAUGUGGGGGACAUGAAACCAGCUUUGAUCGUUCUGGGUUUUUUAAAAUCCUUCAAUGUUUCUUAUUGCUGUCUCCUCAUCCUUCUUUACCUACCCUCGUCCAACCUUUAAGAGUUAUAUUUUUAAAGCAAAACAAUCACCAACCCUCUUUUUACAUCCCCUGCUUUUCAGUUAAGUUUAAAAAAAAAACAAAAAAAAACAGGAAAGGAGAUCCUGAUCCUCUAACUCAUGCUUUCUUCCAGUGCUCGGUAUGUACAAAGCCAUGUUGUCCCUAGACUGUGAUCUUUUCACUCUGGUUUUUUGUUUGUUUUUGUUCUGCCUUUCUCUUUAUAAAUGAUGGAACAGAAUAAAAGAUUUUGACUGGAA
This is a messenger RNA of Sceloporus undulatus (fence lizard), 3984 nucleotides long. It is a transcript of the gene TCOF1, whose product is annotated as treacle ribosome biogenesis factor 1. Gene Ontology annotation, molecular function: protein binding. Lineage: Eukaryota; Metazoa; Chordata; Lepidosauria; Squamata; Phrynosomatidae. The transcript is spliced from 19 exons. The coding region runs from base 236 to 3364 and encodes 1042 amino acids. The record is from RefSeq and is a predicted model, not a curated record.